Amaranthus tricolor (Joseph's coat) is the source of this 817-nucleotide messenger RNA. RefSeq names its product cytochrome b-c1 complex subunit 9, mitochondrial-like. Bases 164 to 349 code for a protein of 61 amino acids. Lineage: Eukaryota; Viridiplantae; Streptophyta; Magnoliopsida; Caryophyllales; Amaranthaceae. Gene Ontology annotation, biological process: mitochondrial electron transport, ubiquinol to cytochrome c. The record is from RefSeq and is a predicted model, not a curated record. The transcript has 3 exons.
UAGGAAAAGUUUUAGAAAAGGGAUCUAAACAUUGGACUUAUUUUUAAUAGUUAGUCUUCCUCUCUUUCAAACUUCCAACUCGUAGCUUCCGCGAAGAGAACCUCCAUUUUUGGGAGCUUUUCCUGUAACCCUAAUCCGCUUGAACAGAGAGAAAGAAAUCACCAUGGAUGCAUCUGCAAGAAGAUCUGGUGGAGGCCUAUGGGAAGGCCUUUACCGUGUUGUCAUGCGCCGUAAUUCUAUCUAUGUCACCUUUGUCAUCGCCGGUGCUUUUGUCGGUGAACGGGUAGUGGAUUAUGGAGUUCAUAAAUUGUGGGAGUACAACAACCAGGGGGUGCAAUCUAAAAACUGAGGCUUAGCUGACUUUGGGGCUGGUGAUCAAGUAUAAUUAGUAGUUACUAGGGUGAUUUAUGUCAAUGCCCAAUCAUGUUCUGUUUGCUGGGGGAGUUGAAUAUUGAUUAAUCCAACCUAUGGGGGAUCUGGAGAUCGGAUAAAUUUUGGCUGCUGGUUUAUAGUCUUUAUAUGACUGGUUCUCUUGUAGCUAAUGUGAACAUGUGAUAAAUUUUAAUGGAAAGUUGUUUGAUUGCGUUUCGAAGAUGAAUAAUGUUGCUGACAAGUGUAUAGUAUAUAGUGAAAAGUGUUUAGUAUGGAUACAUGUUUAUGAAGAAGAAAAUGCAGUAUAUCUCUCUGCAUCAAUAAUAUCGUAUUAGUGUAUUUGAACUUAUGAUCUUUGUGUAGGCCUAGUGUAGCAUAGUAUUAUGUGGUUUGGGUUGUUAUUUCUUCCCAUUUGCUUCCUUCUUAUGUUUGUGGAGGAAUUGAU